AUGGCGGACAAAAACAUCGGCAAAAGUGGGUCGGGUAUGAAACCCGUACCCAUGAAAUUAAUUGCGAGUUGGGAAAUGGAAAAAACGUCUCCAAAUUGUAUACCAAGGCAAUGCAGUCUAACCCUGACCCGUCUGGUGGUGACCAAACCCCUGGAGAAUGAUCUCACAUCUUUACUGGUGGCUGUUAAAAUGCAGAGUUCAAAGAGAGUUCUUCGUUCCAACGAAAUUGUUGUUCCUCAGAACGGUGUUUUGGACACAGAACUUGAUCUCUACUUCUCAUUGCCAUAUCCUCAUUUUAUGAAGAGGGAUGGAAAUAAACUUCAAAUCCUAUUACAACGCCGAAAGAAGUACAAGAAUAGAACAAUACUUGGCUACAAAACCUUGGCGGUAGGGCAAGUUAGCAUGGCACAGGUAUUGCAGUGCUCAAUCAGCAAGGAGCUGAACUUGUAUAGUGACCUGAAAGAGCGGACGAAUGUUGCUGCUCAGGUCAUGGUGAUUGCCCUGUCCAGUCAGCCUGUUGACCACGAGGAAAACGGACAUCGCAAACUGCGUACCUCUGAUGUGGAGAAUUACACAGACGAUGAAGAUGCUCCUUAUAAUGACCCUGAAUACUCAUCCAAUGACGAGCUCAGUGACAGCGAGCCAAUGAUGUUAGAGGAAGAUGGACGCUCAAGGCCUCGGAAAACUGGACGCUUACAGUUCAGACCUCUGAUGUCCAGCCAACGAAAUUUCAAGCAGAAGUUUGUUGCCCUUUUGAAGAGAUUUAAAGUGACAGAUGAGGUGCUGGAUUCAGAACCUGACCAGGAGCUGGUAGACACUGACCAAAACCCCCAGGACAUUGAUGACCUGUUUGAGGAGCUGGAGAAUCUCAGUGAUAGUGAACCUGACCUGGACACACUCAGUGUUAUCUCUACUCCCAAACCCAGCCUCAGACCUUUCUUCACCGGUAAAGCCAGAUCAGCUGAAUCCCCAGAAAUGACAAAGUCUCUGGACAGUGGCUCUAAACUUCAGGAGGACAUUCCUGGUGCCAGUAUAAAGAGGAUGGACUCUGAGCCUCACAUGGAGAUACCAGAAAUAAGCAUUACUACCACCCCAGGCCCCGAGGAGUAUGUAAAUACAGGACUGGAGCUUAAUGAGCCCCUAAUGCCCACAGUUAAAGGUGAGCAGGCAGGACAUACCGCCGAAGAUAAAAAAGCCAAUAAAACAAAGUCACCACCUGUGCGGAGCAAGUUUUUCUCUCGGGAGCGGAGUUUGUCAUAUAGGGAGAAAAAGUCAAGGAAAGAAAUAAAAAGUGUGCAGGCUGGCAGACGGUACAGUACAGGAGCCACUGAUCAUUUGACUGAGUGUGAGAUGCUGGAGAUAACCAUGUUGCCAAGGAAAGCUCUGCUUGACCAGCUCAAGACGGUGGUUGGAGAGAAUGAUGAUAAGUUACCAGAGAGUGUCAUUCUAGUGAACAAUCAGGACUAUCAUGGGCAGAUUUUGGUGCAAAGGAUGCAGGAGAAACCUAUCAACUUUGUGUGCACAUGUUCUAGUGCUGAUGUGAAAGCUGCUCUGUGCUGUCUAGUCAAUAAAAUACAGAAAUUUUGCCAUAGUAACUCAAAGUCCCCAAAACCAAUCAAAGUUGGCAUAGCAGGAACGGAUGGUUAUGUGAAUAGUGUUUUGCGACCAUAUUUGGACCUGUUCUCCAACAAGUCACCUGAUUGGCAGACGUAUAUUCGAUUUCUAGUCAUUCCAUUUGGAGCCAGCAAUAUUGCCAAGUACCUGGGCAGCAUUGAUAAUGUCUACAACUCCCUGUUUCUGGAUAAUUUGUGGAAGGAAACAUUUGAGAAAACAGACCAAGCUAAGCUGGAUCAGCAGGAGCUAUUCAAUAGAUUAUCAAAGUAUAUGAGUAGCGCUAACUCUGUGGCUCAGAUCCCUAUAGCAGAGGCCAUGGUCACCAUUAAAGGCAAAGGCACGGAUGAAGAGUCGUCUCAGAUCUUUCUCCCAUUCAUCAGUGAGGUGAAGAUUGGAACACCUGAGCUAUUGAACACAUCAGUGGACUUUGAAGAGGGCAUGAUCAGCCCACCAGCCCUGUCUGGUUCUCCACCAGGGAGCUGUUCAGGGCUAAUAGAGAAGGCUAAGGAAGGCCACACCCCUCCGAGCUCCCCCAGUGUCAACACCUCAAUCCCUAUCCUCAGUCCUGCCACGCCCUCCUCGUCAGCCUCCUCACCAGUAGGGGAGUACAUGGAGCUACAGGUGGACUACUGGAUGAACCAGGGCAAGCCUGACACAGGGGACAAAGACAAGGUGGGCAAGAAGGACAGCAACAAGUGUUCCCUCAAGUCUGCCUUCAGAUCUCUCCACGUCAGCCGCUUCCCUCCCACCAGCGACGGUGCCAUGCCCAUGGUCAUUGUCACCAAGGAGAAGAAACAGAAGAUUAUGAGGUUGGGAAAGAAGUCCAAAGAUGUGGAGUCCAAGAGAGAGGCAAUAGAUGGAAUCUGUCGGCUGAUAUGUACAUCCAAGAGUCAGAACAACACUUUAAAAGUGACUGUUGAUGGCAAUGAGUGGACAGGGGUGAAAUUCUUCCAGCUGUCUCCGCAGUGGCAGACCCACAUUAAACACUUCCCUGUGGCCAUAUUUGGUCAUUCAGAGACUCCUUGCUGAAUGCAGCAUGGGGCAGGACUCCCCACGCAAAGGUGGACUGUGAACAACUUACGUUGAUGUGUCAGUAUUAUAGAGAUGGAGGCCAAGGACUCUCUGAUCAGGAGACUGUCUCCCACUCACACAGACUAAGUACUUGUGGAUUAAGUUUAUCGUAAUUAUCAUGCUGCAGGAUGUUGUUGUCGUCAUGAAUUAGCCAGUGUGUAUGUAAUUUCAUGACUUCUGCAGGUCAGGGGGCAAUGUGUUACAUCUUAUUUUGAUGGAACUGACCUCCAGCCUUUAAACUGUAGCACAAGGAGAUUGUGUUCAGAUUUUUUUAAUUUGUCACUGUGUGAACUGCCGCUGUGAAGUUUCCAACACCUUGUAAAGAAACCAUUUAUAACAAAGCACCAGGAUUUUUUUUUUUAUCUCAUUAUGUUUUAUUUUGCAAAAUAUCACUGUUGUCAGGGGACACCAUGUAUGUACAUGUCCUCUAUUAUCUGUCAUAUAUUUGACAACAUUUUUAGUUUGCACACACUAAAAUUAAGGGAAUAAAUCUGAGAGUUCUUGGUUUGGAUAUGUGUCUUUGUUCCCAGGUUUGUACAGUAUAUACAUAUGGUAACCAGUGUUAUGUUUAUAUAACUCAAUAAUACUCACCACUCAGUUUGGGAUACCCGUCAUCAAGUUUUGAGAAUCCAGGUUUUUUGAAGGUAUACUCUCCAUGCACUAGCCUGAUCAUCUCUUGUGUAACUAUACCAAUAUCUGGGUGAUUUUUUUUAUCACCUUUUUCAUAAUCAUUUCCUUACAUUUGGGCUUCAAGUAAGGCCUGAUUUACAGAAUUGUCACUGGAAAACAUAUUUGAAAUUUUCAUGAUUGGGACUUUACUUUGAAGAAUGUUCAUCUGAAAAAAUUAUUUUCAGCUUUCUUUGAUUUUUUGGAGAGGGACACUCAAAGGUUGAUGUGCUUCCAGUCAGAUUUCUCCAGCCACAGAGUUGGACUUUUCACAGAUCAGCUUAUUUCCAUCCAUUUUCCCUCUGCCGGUCUCGCUGUAUUACAUGGACAUAAUUGUUCUACGCAUUGUAAUGUUUUGUCUUAUUUUAAUCAGGAUUUUUUCAUUUUAAUUGGAACUUUAAUCAUUACUUUUGCAUUAUUUCUUGUGCUUUGUGUAAUACUUAUAUUUGUUCUAUUACACUGCAACACAUUAUUUAAUCCAUGUCAUUGUAUGCUACUUUUUUCAUUUUAACUGCAAGUUUUGGAUAAUUUUUUUACGUUUCUUUAUUUUCAGUAGGAUUUAAAACACCUCUGGUGUUUUUUGUUUUGUUUUUUUUGUCACAGAGCUUGUCACUAUCACUCAGCAAUAGUUAACGAUAUUGACAAUUUCAACACCAGUGAAAUAUAGAAAUUAUAUGUAUUGUGGAUUUUGAUAAUGUGUCCUCAUUUUAUGAGUUUCCUACUUGAAUCAGUUAAUACAUGCAUUUGUAUUUCAAAGAUGCAAUACAGUCCGAUUUUACAAUGAUUGUCUCUAGUCUGGGCAUGCCAAGUUAUGUGGUGAAUGAGCUGUGCUUCCAAUGUGCUUUUAUGAUAGCUGUACAAAGGGGAUUAUUUACUAUGUAGUCUAAGGUGCUGUUUUAGUCUGAGGUACAGUUGAGGAGGUUUAAUCAAUUGUGCUGAUACGAAAUAAUUACAAUUUAUAGGAGAGGCUCGUGGGCUCGAAAUCUUUGCUGUAAAGUCUAUGUUAAAUGCUUUUAUCCAUCAAGUGAUACAGGACAUGAGCCCUUGGUUUUUAGCAGUGGGUGAUUGUUAAAAAAAAAAAAGUUGUUUUGUGUUCAGGAAUUGUUGAGUGUGACAAAGCAGUCAGUGCCAUGAAACGGCCACGGAUCAGUGAAGUCAUUUAUUCAGCUGAUCAGUCAGUCAGUUCUUUAAGACACAUCUGCCCGUGGGCUUGCUACGCGUGCAGAAAUUUCCCAAAGAACAUAAAUUGGGUACAACAUAUAUCCAUGAGACUUGCCGUAGCUUUUCUUUUCAGGCGUAGUGCUCUGUUGGUGAAAACCUUGCAGAUCCUGUCUCACUGAAGGAUAACAUUUGUAAAGGCUUGUAAACGGGUACUGGUACUUAGGCCUAUAGGACCAGGGUAAUUAUCCCUCCAAGAGGAACUAUUUUGCUGUAGAUGAGGUAUUUUACUGCCAUGAUUUUCAAUCAGUGAUAUUAGUUCAGUUGCAUAGAAAUCGGACAAAAGAAUGAAUGUUGUCAAGUUAUUAAAUUAAUCUCCUUGUACACACCUUUGUUUUUACCCUUUUUUGGCAACUUUUAUAUUUUGCCUUUUGAAACACGCUGUACAUGGCAUGAUAGAGCAUCUUUAGUUCAAGGAAAUUUUAAAGCAAAACACAUUGUACAUUGGCAGAUUAGGACCUAAUUGUUAUGUGGGAAAACUGUUGUAAGUUUGGAAUGUCUUAGAAGGAAAAAUGUGUGUGAUCCUUAUUAGUGCUAGAGUAUAUGUAGGGUAAGAUAUGUGAAACAGUUUAUUUGUAGAUUUACUGAAUGCUGUUUUGUUAGCAGUACUAGAGAUAUGAGUGAAUGAGUGCGUAUACAGCUUAGCUGGUAAGGUAAGCAUUAAGCCGAGAUAUCUAUAAGAUUUAAUGUGUUUGGAUGUGGAAUAAGGUGGAUGGGUAUGGAUAGAGGCAUAUUUUAUAUGUUGUACUAAAUGGAAUGCUUUUAGUGUGUGAAAACUGGUGGAUAAGCGUGCAAUAUAAACUGUAUAUGUGGAUAUGGACAGGAAUGCUAAAGAUAUGGAAGAUGUAGAUGAUAUGGACUGAAGUAAAAGUUUAAAGGUUAUGAAUUGGUGAAAAUGUAUGGAAAGAAGUCCAUAGGUGUAGAAUGUCGUACAACAUGGCAAAUAAAUUUUAUGUUUGUAGGAUGUGAUUAAGCUGAAUGUGUGCAGAAUGGAGACCCAUUUAGCCUGUGCUGUGAUUGGUAUGUCCCCUUUCCAUGUACCACAUUUGUACAGCCCCUGGGGAAUGCCUAGAAAUACAUGUAUUGCACUUAGCACUGGCCAAGUUUGUAUUUCUGCUGUUUUAAACCUCUAUUCCUGUUUGUAGAUAUGUAUUUACUGUGUCAUGGUUUUGAAGACCUCUUUUGCCAUACUGUAUAUUUUGUACUUUUGUGAUACUGUAUAAAUAGUAUACAAGCAGGUAGUUGCUCAAAUAUGUAGAUAGAUUGUAACAUUUUUGUUUUCCUCAUCAUGUUAUGUAUAUGUAUUCCUUGGUAUCUGAAAAAUUGCUUUAUAGCCAGAGUAUUGGAUAGUUUGCACAAUAUUGUGCUGGGCUGUCAUCUUCCAUAACAACAUGUGGUGAAGAGAUAUGUCGUGAUGGCAAAUGCACAUGGCGUAGUGUGUAGACAGCUUUGUGAAACGGGCCCCUGGUCUCCAUUGUACACAGUACAGGUGGGGUGGCUUUAUCCCCAGGGUAAUUUCCUGGAGAGUAUAACAAGGCUAUGGCUUUACAUUAUGUGUUAGCUAAAGCACAUGUGCACACUCGUUACUUGUAGCUGAACCCAUGGUUAUACUCUGUAUGCAUGCAGUUAGUAUGGUACUUUCCAGUAAGGUUUUGUAAUCCAUGUUAUGAUCUAUUGAUGGUUUUGCCAAAGAUGAAAAGUGUGAAUGUAAUACUCAUUACGUACACAUACAUUACAUAUGUGCUGUCAGCAAGAAAAAUCUCAUCUUCAAAAUGCACAGGUCAGUGAUGAAACUUUUGUGGAAGAUAAAAAUAAUCACCUACUUAUUGGAAAGACUAAUCACUAAAAUCACUGUUUCAGAUUAUUACAGGACACACUGCUAGACAUUUGGGAUUUGUUAUGUAUUACUUGAUUAGCUUAUUUUUUUGGUUGAAGUCCCCUGUCCCUGCCCAGUAAACUUAGACCAUUUGUAGACACCAUUUUGGUUUAGUGAUGCAUCAGUUGAGUCAUCAUUAUACAUGUGACGUGUACUUUAAGAGUUCAGUCCAUAGGAAGUUCAGACAUUGAAAAAUGUGCCAGGCUAAAAGUAGUGUCAAUUGCAGUCUUCCAGGAACUGUGCAAGCACUGUAGAUCUUCCAUUUGUCUUCUUCCCUUGUGUUUUACAUCUGGUCAAUGUCACAACCAGUGCAUGCCAGUGUAGCUUGCAUGGUCAGGGACUUACAGGAAAAACAGAGCAUGUUUAAAUCAAACCUGCCAGCAUUAAUACUCAACAUGUAGGUUCAUUGGGAGUGGCUUUUUCAGCAGAACCAGUGCUGACGUUUACGUUUUCCAUAUACAGGUCUGUUGCAGUUCUGUGGUAUACCUCGUGAUAUUAGUCUCCUUCCCAUGGCUUACAUCUCUACAGGUGGCCAUACUGGACUGGACCUGUUAGAUUGUUUGCUAGCAUAGUAUUCUCCUCACCAUCAUUGCAUCAAGCCAUUCAGUACACAGUAGUCUCAAAGUCGUUUUUGCACAUGUCUGCAUACAUACUUCGAAAAAAAUUUCCUUAGUGAAGAUAACCAUCAGAUUUUAGUUACCAGUGGUCAGUGACCCUUGUGUAACGAGCUUCCGUUAUUAUGAUCAGACAAAUUUGCCUACUAGCAUGACAGGGUUUUAAUUAGAGGAAGGUGUAACUGACACAUGAUCUGAUUAAGAGUUGCUGGCCUCCUACCCAAAAUACAAAUUGAUAAUAUUCUAAUUUGGUGUGAAUGUUUAAUGUGUAAAUUAUCAGCAGGUCCUGCUUUAUGAAACCUGAAUAUGACAUCAUCUUUAGAAGGGUAGACGGAGUCAACAAAUAAUUGAUAAACAAGAUCAGUAAUUGUUGCAGACAAUCAAAUUCUGUAAGUAAAUUUGAGUACUCGAUAUUUUUCGUUUCUGAAUAGUAAUCAGCUUAUUGUUAGGUUUGUAUGUGUAUUUUUUUUUUUUUUUUUUUAACUUUUAAUGCUGUUUUCAAUAUUUUUUCUUGUUCAGAGCACAGGUUUUAAUCACAUUUGAGCGACGUUUGUGUAAAAUUUGUAAGUAUGUCAUUAUAUGAUUGUUGUUUUCAUAGCAAAGUUGUAUGAUUAAUUAGUCAGAAUACCAAAUAUAUCUGGGUUGGUCAGUAAACACAUGAAGGUGUCUAUCAGUAUAAAAUAAUGUAUGAAGUAGGCGAUAAGAUUCCCGGGCUGUGUUUAUCUACAUGUAGGUAGUGUGUGCUCAUGAGGGUACAUGCUCAGCAUUGUGUAUUAUAACACUUACUCGAUUUGUUAUUGUUAAGCUCCUGUUGCGGAACUCCCAUGUGCUGUGCUUCAAGUUUGCCUUAUUACUUACAUGUACAUGCUUGUACACCAGCCCUUAACCUUAACCUGCUCAAGUGAGCACUUCACUCCAGCUAGAUCAAAGGCUUCUUGUACAAUGUAACUUAGUCUUGUAUAUUCUUUUGAAAAUAGCUAAGCUGUCACUGUAUAUAUAUUUAUAGAGCUCUGUAGGUAUGGACAAUAAAGAGCCCAUGUCAAUAUAACAA
Molecule: messenger RNA, 8110 nt
Organism: Liolophura sinensis
Lineage: Eukaryota; Metazoa; Mollusca; Polyplacophora; Chitonida; Chitonidae
Product: phosphofurin acidic cluster sorting protein 2-like
Exons: 24
Coding region: 1-2643 (880 amino acids)
Biological process (GO): protein localization to plasma membrane
Source: RefSeq, a predicted model, not a curated record